GCCGGGCCAAACGCCGCCGGCGGCCCGGCCCCGCAGCGCCCUCGGCUCCGGGCGGGCCCUGGCCGGCGGGGCCCUGCGCUCCGCUCCGCGGCGGCAUGCAGGCGCGCAGCUCUCGCGGCUCCGGGGCCCGGGGCCGCCCGCAGGCCGGGCCCCCGGCGCCGCCGGCCCGCCGAGUGGUCCGGGACGCCGGCCCUGCCGCGCAGAGGGCACCGGGCCGAGGCCUCCCCCGAGGCCCAGCCGGGGGUCCCCUGGCCUAGGAGCCCAUGACACCUGUGCCGGAGGCCUCGCCGCCGUGAGCCCUCCGCCGCCGCCGCCGGGGCCCGAUGCCGGUCAUGCCCAUCCCGCGGCGCGUGCGCUCCUUCCACGGCCCCCACACCACCUGCCUGCACGCGGCCUGCGGGCCCGCGCGCGCCUCCCACCUGGCCCGCACCAAGUACAACAACUUCGACGUGUACGUGAAGACGCGCUGGCUGUACGGCUUCAUCCGCUUCCUGCUGUACUUCAGCUGCAGCCUCUUCACGGCGGCCCUGUGGGGCGCGCUGGCCGCGCUCUUCUGCCUGCAGUACCUGGGCGUGCGCGUCCUGCUGCGCUUCCAGCUCAAGCUGUCCGUGCUGCUGCUGCUGCUGGGCCGCCGGCGCCUGGACUUCCGCCUGCUCAACGAGCUGCUGGUCUACGCCAUCCACGUGACCAUGCUCCUGGUCGGGGGCCUGGGCUGGUGCUUCAUGGUCUUCGUGGACAUGUGACGGCACCCAGCCCCUCUGGGCUCGCUUUACGGUGCCCUGUUCCGGUUCUUCCUGGGUGGGUGGGGCUGGGCUGGGCGUUUCCUGCCCCCCCCCCAUUCCUGUUGGCGAGGCCCACGGCACACACUCCCUCCGAGGAGCCUAAAGGGCUGAGACUGCUGGCCGAUGGGGACCUGUGCCCUUCCUCCUGCUGGCUACAUGUGCGCUACAUCCCCUGGGUUCCAAUCCGGGCACGACGGCCCUCUGGGCCCUCUGCCUCCGGACUGGCCCGCGUUGUCCCGUGGGGUGGCCCUUCUGUCCAGUCUGCCCCCGAGAUCUUCUGUGUCACCCGAGUCAGCGUUAGGCCCCACCCGUGGGAGAGUCCUGGACGCAGAGGGGCCUCCUCGCUCCGCAGCCCCCUUCCCGUGCUCCCCUGUUCCCCAGCCUCGGGGACUGGCCGGGGUCCACUUGCCAACACUCCACACUGCCACAAAGCUGUCCCUGGGCUCAGGGCCCCCUGGGGUCCUUCGUGCAGCCCAGCAGUGUGCCAAAGACACCACUGGCAGGGGCCUGGGACUGGACUCCCCUGGGCGCAGGGCAGGUGCCCAGUCCCGUCACCGGGUGGGCGUGCCGAGAAGCCUCUUUGGCCUCGGGGACCCUUGGUUCGCUUUCUCUGCGGGGUUGGGAGCUGCCUGUCUCCAGCAGAGGGCACGGGGCAGAGGUCUUGCUGGGACCCACUGCAAAGAACAAGCCUCGGGGGCCUUAGGCUGCCGCUGCUCCUUCCCACGGCUCCUAAAGCAUGCUAGACAUGACACGCGCGGGCCUCGUAGAGUGUUCCCCCCCCCCAGGAGCACCCAGACCCCCUCUCGGCCUUUGCUGGGGGCCGGAGUGGAAAUGAGAGGCGUGAGUGGCAAGCCCGGGAGCAGGUCCCUGGGCUGCUCUGAGGGUGGUCGUCGGUCAACACUUGCUUCUCCCCAAAUUGUCACCCCUACACCCAAGGCAUGGGUGUGGCCCCUGUGACCCUGCCCUGCCAGGUAGCCUGGUAGCCGGGGGUCAGUCUGUGAGGUCGGUCCUGUACCCUGAAGAGAAACGUAGGGAACCCCAACAGGCAGGGAAAGCGGAAAACACUGGCUGCGAACCCCGCUCUUGGGUCUGUCGCCAGCGUCCGUCCGUCCGUCCGCUGGUCUAACAGAAGGGCUCCCUCUGCCGAGGACGUCUGUCUGACUUCCGGGCCGGCGGGCGAGGAGCCCCCCCCCCGGGUGCACCCCGCUUCUUGCUGCAGAGAAUCUUUUGCACUAAAUCAUGCUCUCCUCAAACAAGUUCUGUUCUGUGUUGCUCAGCUUGUGGCGCUGCGCAGCCGCAGCCCUUGCGGGUGGGUGGUGGGGACCCGGCGGCUGUCCCGCCUUGAAAGUGAGCGGCAGGGGCGGGGCGGCGAGACCGCGCCCCCCACCCCGCUGCCAGCGUCCCGAGUGCCUGUUAAAUUCUUUAUGAGAUGAACCACCUGCAUUAAACCUAUUUUUUUUAAUGUGU
This is a messenger RNA of Perognathus longimembris pacificus (Pacific pocket mouse), 2249 nucleotides long. It is a transcript of the gene Tmem250, whose product is annotated as transmembrane protein 250. The record is from RefSeq and is a predicted model, not a curated record. Bases 324 to 743 code for a protein of 139 amino acids. The transcript is spliced from 3 exons. Lineage: Eukaryota; Metazoa; Chordata; Mammalia; Rodentia; Heteromyidae.